UGCGGGCCACGCUCUAACAUUUCGAGCUCAAGCACCAGAUAAAAAGCAACGAAGCCCGGAGGGGUACCGUCGGUUGGCGUUCCCUUUUGGUCACUUGUCUCGUGUUUCCAUCGUUCCCGUUCCCCGACAACUUCAAGCCCCAACCCUCGCCCGCUCUCUGCGACGACCGUCGCCGCCGGAAGGCCACCGCCAGAGGCAGCCCGAAUCUCGCAAUCAUGCUCCAGUUCCCGGCGUUCAUGCGUCAAUUCCCGUCGCCCACCCUCAUCCCUUCCUCCACUCUGUUUCCUGUGUGGGCCCUCGCCCAGAACGACGAGCUGCUUCUUGCCAUGGAAGAAUCCGAGCUUGAAGAAAGG
Molecule: messenger RNA, 353 nt
Organism: Elaeis guineensis (African oil palm)
Lineage: Eukaryota; Viridiplantae; Streptophyta; Magnoliopsida; Arecales; Arecaceae
Source: RefSeq, a predicted model, not a curated record